AUCGGUCGGUCCCCAGACAGCUGACGAUCAAAGGCUUCCCCGCUGCGCGUUGGGUGAUCAGCUUUGCAGACCAUUUUUCGCUCGAAAUUUUCUAACUUCCUGCUAGAAUUGGUCCUUUGCACGAGCCACCAUGGCCACAGUGCCACCCAAAAGGAAGGAAAUUUAUAAGUACGAGGCACCAUGGACGCUAUACGCCGCCAAUUGGAGCCAGAGGCCCGACAGAAGAUUUCGGCUCGCGGUGGGAAGUUUUCUGGAGGAAUACAACAACAAAGUACAAGUCAUCAGUUUGGAUGAGUCAGCUCAGGAGCUAAAAGCUAGCAGCAUGUUCGACCACCCAUACCCAUGCACAAAGAUCAUGUGGAUACCUGACAAUAAAGGAAUCUUCCCAGAUCUUCUGGCGACAAGUGGUGACUACCUUCGCGUGUGGCGAGCGGGAGAACCGGACACGCGGCUGGAAUGUCUGCUGAACAACAACAAGAAUUCCGACUUUUGCGCCCCUCUUACCUCCUUCGAUUGGAAUGAAGUGGAUCCCAACCUGAUAGGCACAUCGAGCAUCGACACGACAUGUACGAUAUGGGGGCUGGAGACAGGACAGGUGCUCGGCAGGUGUAACCUGGUGUCUGGGCAUGUGAAGACGCAGCUGAUAGCACAUGACAAGGAGGUGUAUGACAUAGCGUUCAGUCGAGCAGGUGGCGGCAGGGACAUGUUCGCGUCUGUCGGUGCCGACGGUUCGGUACGGAUGUUUGACCUCCGACACCUGGAGCAUUCCACAAUCAUAUACGAGGAUCCCCAACACCAUCCACUGCUGAGGCUAUGUUGGAACAAACAGGACCCUAAUUACCUGGCCACCAUGGCGAUGGACGGGAUGGACGUGAUCAUCCUGGACGUCCGUGUCCCCUGCACGCCGGUCGCCAGGCUCAGCAACCAUCGCGCCUGCGUGAACGGGAUCGCGUGGGCGCCCCACUCAUCAUGCCACAUCUGCACGGCUGACAAUGAUCGUCAGGCACGUAUCUGGCACACACAACAGACGGCCCGCGCUGUCGGGAACCCCAACAGGGCAUACAGAGCAGGAGACGACCACCAGGCGCUGAUCUGGGACAUCCAGCAGAUGCCGCGCGCCAUUGAGGACCCCAUCCUGGCGUACACGGCGGAGGGCGAGAUCAACCAGGUCCAGUGGUCCUCCAGCCAGCCAGACUGGAUCGCCAUCUGCUACAACCGCUGUCUGGAGAUCCUGAGGGUGUGACAAUGACUGCAACUGGACGCUUGUUUUUCUUUCGUUACCUUUCCAUUGUCAUAUUUUUAUUGUCAUUAUGCUGUUUCUUACAUACAUAAAUACAUGUGCAAACCAUUGCAAAUGCCAAAACAGCAGGCUCCGCCCCUACGGUGUCGCCAAAAAGUAAGGUGUAACAAUGUACAUGCAAUCAUAUUUUACAUACAUUUUACUAAAAUUUGGAUGAGUUUUCUCUUCCCUGCAAUGUUUAUGGAUUUUAACUUAGGCCACAUGUUUUAGUAUCGGUGCAGGUGGCAGAUGUUCGAAAGGUGCCAUCAACUUUGCUGAUAUUCAAAGCCCACUGCUGAGGCAAAGAUAGAUUAUAUUUACACAAAGACAUUGUCCGCAAGCCAGUAGAAGAAUCAUCUUUGAGGCUCUUAUUCAUAACCGUUCAUAAAUCAAUGUUAUACAUCUAAACUCAUAUACUAAGUAUAAUGUGCCAUUAUUGUGUCAUGCGCUCAAGAUCUGGAAUUGUACAAAAAUGAACGAUAAAAACCAAAGAUUCCACUUGCAAGUGAGACCCUUUAUAGUUGUUGCCAUGCCAGCGCCAAGAAGGAAGCAAUAUUAUGUGCGAAAAUAUGUAAAUAUGGUCUGCCUUGGUGGCCACAAUGUGUUUUAGAUUAGUGCUUUUAUAACAGUAACAGUAGUGCCAUAUCUAAAACUGAUUGUUUUAGUUACUCGGUUUUUAAGUAUAUUUGCUGUAAGAGUCUAUUUAAAUGUCCUGAGAGGAAGAUAAUAAGUAAGUACACCAUGUAGCUUUAGAGUUCACCUCAACAUACAUUGGAAAUGAUUUGAAGCACACCACAUGUAUUAUAGCAUCUACAAAUGCAGUCCUUUGGUAUGUUGUCUUACAAUACUUGUAUGUCUUCCUGUAUGUAGCAUGAUAUUUAUAUAACACUAGUGCUGGACUAUAGAGGUUCCGCUAGCAUGUACUCUGUUGUAAGGGUUUAGUAUAGGUUGUUUGGUCGCUAGCUUAGUCACAAAUAGGUCAUCUUUGUAUGCUGGAUAGCAUUGUGUCAUGUUGGCAUUGCAUUUUAUGGUAUAAUGAUAAUCAAGGUAUUUAGUGGGAAAGAUAAGGUGUAAAAUCAUGUUUUUGCAUUAAAACUGAUGUGAUUUUGAAAGUUCCUCGUGCAAAAAAUCCUAAAAACAGAUUGUGGGAAGGCACUUGUACACUUGUAGACUUCCAUGAGGAAGAUUUGAAAUGUCUGUCUUUAGAAAAAAACAGAUGAACUUUUUUAUAUACAUGUGUGAGGUCCUAUGUAGUGUCUAUGACCUAUGAUUGUGUAAUAUGCAAGGAUACAGUUGUCAGGUUGAACAGUGAAGGAUUGUUGGUUGUUUUAUCCAGAAAUGUGCCAUGGUUUUGGCAGUGUAGAAUGUUCCAAUCCAUGUGUUUGUGGCUUGUUUCACUACACAUAGUAAACAUGUCUGGUAUCAGAAUACAGGUGCAGAUAGGAGGUGGGAAAAGGCAAAGGAAACUUACUGAAGGAAAAACUGUGUGGUGUAAGGUUGCGUUCUGUGCACUCCAUUGUACAUGUAUGUGUCCAACUUUGUGUUUAUUUUCACCAGAUGUUGUUCUCUUGGUUUGAGAAGUCAAUUGUAAGUGCAUUGCAGUGCAAAGUCUUCGUGCAUAUAUUUUAGCCCACAUACUGAUCACAUUAAGAAUAUCUGCCAUGCUUAAAUGCCUGUUAUGUACAUCGCUUUGCAAUCAAUUUAUGUACAAGGAACUUACAUAAAACUCCUGUGUAAGAGAGUUACCGUAUACAAAGUAAAUCUGUCUUAUUGUAUUAACCACAUUUUAUCAGUGCACUUCAAGUAACACUGGGAAAGUGAAAUUUUAUGUUGUAGUAGCUGUAAAUGCUAGCAGAAGUACUAAUAUUCAUGUCAUUUAAGGUUUUAAGACCUCCAAUGUUAUGUUGGUUGGUUGGAUAUUGUUGCUAAGUUUGUGAUGAAGAAAGAGAGAGUAUGGCAUAAACAGCAUUUGCCAUAUGUCUUCGGUAUGCCUUGUACAGUCAAAUGUAAGGGGACGUUUUUCUAUUAAACCAUAGAAAAUACA
This is a messenger RNA of Branchiostoma floridae (Florida lancelet), 3323 nucleotides long. RefSeq names its product DDB1- and CUL4-associated factor 7-like. Gene Ontology annotation, cellular component: nucleus. Gene Ontology annotation, molecular function: protein binding. The coding region runs from base 131 to 1243 and encodes 370 amino acids. Lineage: Eukaryota; Metazoa; Chordata; Leptocardii; Amphioxiformes; Branchiostomatidae. The transcript is spliced from 8 exons. The record is from RefSeq and is a predicted model, not a curated record.